AUGACUGGAAAAGGAGAACCGUGCCAAGUAUGCAGUACCUCCGAAAGAACCAGUUAUCAUUUUGGGACCACCACCUGCAUGGCUUGUGCCUCUUUUUUCCGAAGAACUGUCGCCUUUGGAAUUCGAUUUUUGUGCAAAUCAAACAAUAACUGCUCCAUAUCUCCAAAAGCUCGAUUCUUUUGCCGAUCGUGUCGUUUUGAUAAAUGCGUCAAUGUUGGAAUGAAUAAAUCUCAAGUUCAACAAAAGCGAGAUCUCAAAAACGCGCCGAAGUAUAUCAUGGAAUCGCGGAACUUGGGAGUUCAUGAAGUUGUGAGAGGAUAUACUACCACAAGACACGCUGCAUUACCUUCGAGCAACUCGACAAGCUCAGUGGAAUCAACACCAUUAUCCUCUCCAGUGGACUCUACAGCAGACCCUUCCCCAUCAGAGUUCAGUAUCAUACUGAACACUCACCCUGACGAUUUACUACAGUAUUAUGUAAAGCAGGUGGAAAUGUCGAUUGUUCAAAAACAGCUUUGUCUCGUACAGAAUACGCUAUUGGUAAACUCUGCAGAUGAACUUCGAGACCUUUCCGAUGUGCUCAAUGAUUUAUCAAUGGAAUCAUGUAUGAAUUGCCCAGGAGUUGAUAUUUUACGCCAAGAGGAUAUUGAGGUUUUACUUAAAACUUUUCAUUUUGCAAAUGUUUGGUUAGACGCAGUUUGGGCAUUUUCAAGGCAUUGCGAGUCAAUUUGCGACAGCACUUUUGAGGACAAUGAACCAUUGUACCAAUUUAUAAACCAAGUAAAAUCAACUCUUGGGUCAUCACUUUUUCAACUGAAACUCAAUAUCUAUGAAUUUGCGGCUCUGAAGGCUUUUUGUGUUUGGAAACUGGGAUACCACGACUCGACCAUUGCAAUUAAAAUUAUGGCAGAAGACCAAUAUAUUGGAAUCAGCUCCGCGCUCAGAAAAUAUUACAAAGAGUCCACAAGUAUGAGCGAUCUGGAAAUUGCAGCAAGGAUUGCUGAAAUUACGCUGCAAAUUGUACCAGCUACUACUAUUUACCAAGAUAUGAUUCGAUUCUAUCAACACAAAGGGAUCUCGAUAUGAAGUCGGUUUUGAAAAAUUGAAAUUUAAUAAAAAUUAAUAAAUUUGACAUUUG
Molecule: messenger RNA, 1138 nt
Organism: Caenorhabditis elegans
Lineage: Eukaryota; Metazoa; Nematoda; Chromadorea; Rhabditida; Rhabditidae
Gene: nhr-155
Product: Nuclear Hormone Receptor family
Exons: 9
Coding region: 1-1086 (361 amino acids)
Biological process (GO): regulation of DNA-templated transcription; DNA-templated transcription
Cellular component (GO): nucleus
Molecular function (GO): zinc ion binding; DNA binding; RNA polymerase II cis-regulatory region sequence-specific DNA binding
Source: RefSeq, marked reviewed